UUAUUGAAGUAACGUGUGAAAUGACGCAGAUAACUCAACUAUGGCAACAGUAUUCGGGCAUAAAAUGAUAUACUUUAUAGCGAAAAAAAAAACAUCUUAAAAGGUAUCAAAAGAUGUAACUGAUUAUGUCUCCUUUAGUUUCAUAUAUAUCACACAUCCUUUAUGUUUGCAAACAGUGUUCAAGGUAGAUAUGUAUAUUUUCUAAAGUCGUGAGUUGUUUAAUAGAAAUAUAUUGAACGUUCAGAAUGUUUUCUAACACGACGCGAAGUGGGAUGUCCGAUACAGAACAAGGACAACAUAUGAGACAGCCGCAAGGACCACCUUGUAUGCCACCACCAGGCUUCACCGGUCCUCCUCCGCCUGGAGCGACCCUCAUUGCUGCCGAAAGAUUAUGGAAAAUAGUACCACCAAUCAUUAUUUCAGUCGGACUUAUUGGUAAUAUACUGACUUUAAUAAUUUUACUGCGGCAUGGAAGAAAACUGUCAUCCACAGCGGUGUUUCUAUUAACAUUGACAAUUUCGGAUACCUUGUUUUUACUAAAUGCCCCGUUACGACAUUGGAUUUUAGCAAUGUGGGAUGAGGACGUUAGACACAUAAGUGAAAUAGGAUGCAAGUUUUCGGUAUAUCUUACGUACUCGAGUCUCCAACUCUCGUCUUGGGUCCUUGUUGCUGUGACUGUUGAGCGUUUUAUAUGCGUUGUGUGGCCGCACAGAGUGAGGCUCGGUUGCACUCCACGGUCUUCUGUGAUCAUGGUGAUUAUUCUCUCCUUUGUCAUAUUCGGAGGAAACACGCAUAUUUUGUACGGAUAUGGACGUUCUGAUCUACUGAUUUUUAGGAACAGAGGAUUUUGUGAGCCGCUAUAUGAAGGCUACAAUACAUUCUGGUCAAAAACGUAUUCUUGGAUUGACUUUAUAGUUGUUUUUGUGAUACCAUUUUGUAUAUUGCUUCUGGCAAAUGUAACAAUUAUCUAUAAACUGCGUAAAACACACGAAAUCAGGCGGAACAUCAGUAUAGACAAGACCGGAAGUCAUAAAACAAGUAGCAGGGACACCAGGACAGUGACUAUUAUGCUCAUACUUUUAAGCGUAGUGUUUUUUAUAUGCCUCACUCCAGUUUCGAUCUUUUAUAUCUAUAGACCUUACUGGCUGGAAUCGAUCACAGAGUUGCAGUGCAUUGACAUCUAUGAGUAUUUUAGACUGAGGGAAGUCUACAAGCUGGUGGAGGCGAUCACAAACUUGCUCGGUUAUAUCAACUCGGCUUUUAACUUCGUGCUAUAUAUUGUAAGUGGUUCGAAGUAUCGCGCAGAACUGAAAGCCCUAAUUCUAUGUCGGCCUGUCGGAGAGUCGGGCUUAUUCGGAGGCAGUGGUUUUACACCACGAAGACGGGGGACAACAUCUACUAUAGCAUCCGUUAGAAGCAGAUCUUCUUCUACUUCUACGUCAAAGAGUGUUGGCAGCCAUACCGAUGAUGUAGUUAACCUAAACCCUUCAAUAGAGCGAGCUUAUUUAUCUAAUAACAAUGAAUGCACGGAAAGUGUUAGACUGUGAUGUCUCAAUCACGUUGCUGAAUAGUGAUUAUUUUCACAGUGAUCACUGUCAUUGAAUUGGAAAAAUAAAAACAAAAACACAGAAGUUAGAACACAAUGUUUCUUGUCAGGACGUUUGAUAUCUCUUCGAAUUUCAUACUUUAUACUGUCGUUUGAUUUACUAUUGGUUUAUGUCUAUUGAUUAACAUUUUACUGUCUAUACUGUCUAUUGAUUUACAUUAUACUGUCUAUUGAUUUACUUAAUACUGUCUAUUAAUUAACUUUAUACUGUCUAUUGAUUACUUUAUACAGACUAACUGUUUAAUGAUUAACUUAACACUGUCAAUUGAUUAACUUUAUACUGUCUAUUGAUUUACUGUAUACACUACUGUCUAUUGAUUUACU
Molecule: messenger RNA, 1930 nt
Organism: Ruditapes philippinarum (Manila clam)
Lineage: Eukaryota; Metazoa; Mollusca; Bivalvia; Venerida; Veneridae
Product: lysophosphatidic acid receptor 6-like
Exons: 1
Coding region: 246-1547 (433 amino acids)
Biological process (GO): G protein-coupled receptor signaling pathway
Cellular component (GO): plasma membrane
Molecular function (GO): G protein-coupled receptor activity
Source: RefSeq, a predicted model, not a curated record